This is a messenger RNA of Vollenhovia emeryi, 4562 nucleotides long. Its product is annotated as Krueppel-like factor 8. Lineage: Eukaryota; Metazoa; Arthropoda; Insecta; Hymenoptera; Formicidae. Gene Ontology annotation, biological process: regulation of transcription by RNA polymerase II. The coding region runs from base 1039 to 2679 and encodes 546 amino acids. The transcript is spliced from 4 exons. Gene Ontology annotation, molecular function: DNA-binding transcription factor activity, RNA polymerase II-specific; RNA polymerase II cis-regulatory region sequence-specific DNA binding. The record is from RefSeq and is a predicted model, not a curated record.
GUCACGUUCGCUCGAAAUUGUCGCGAGUGCCGGCGGCGAGGCUGGACGAAAACGUGCCUUCGUCGACGUAGUAGUGACAGUUCGCGGGAGGAAAGGGAGAAUCGCCGGGCGAGGGGCCGAUGCCGAUUUCUCGGGGAAGAAACGUCUCCUCGAUUGUCGUUCCCGCGCGUGAGCGUCGCGCAGCGCGAAGUCGCGAGUGAUCGAGCCCAGCUUCGAACUUGUCCGAUGUCUCAUCCGACGCUUGGGAAACGCGCGGCCGCGAGAACUCGAGGAGCGUCGUCGGUGAGUCGUGUUUUGAUUCGAAAAUCGGCGCCGAAUGCGCGUUCCUGCUCGCGCUAGUGCCCACCGACAGGCGCGGCGCGUUGGCGGCGUCGGCGACGACGGCAACGGCGACGUCGCCAAACGGACUGCUCUCUCCGCUGCUCCUCACCGCGAGAAAUAACUCGUCUGUUUUGUCGCAGGACGCGAUGCUCGCGACGAGUACAGCCUGGUGCGGGACAGUAUUUCGCGCGCGGAGCUCCUUGGACUCGACACGCGGGACCUGGAUUCGUCGACGCGGCACCGGCGCACGUGACUGUCGCCAAGUAUCGUCGGAUAUCGCGAAUCGAAGUGACACUGCGUGAAACCGAGCCGCGCGCGAGACAGCGAUAUGCCACGACUUUUACCCACCCGACGAGCGGACGGAUCCGGAAUCUGAGAAGCGGAAGAAUUCCGAUCGAAGGAACCGAUCCGUCGUCGCGCGCCCCGAGAGCUCCUAGCGCGGUGACGAUCGCUGGCGGAUAAGGCACGAGCGGGCGAGACGGCGGCCGCAGAUUGGAUGGUGCUGCGAAAGUCAACCCUCGGACGACCCAGGCCGGAUCGACUCCUCGCUGUGCCCCCGCGGAAGAUGAUAAUAGUACCGCGUCGUCGUCGUCGUCGUCACCUGCCGUCCCGAGCCAGCUGAAGAGCCCCAGAGAAGCGACGAAGGGACCGAGAUUGCCGGCGGGAGGAUCCGAGGAUCCGCGAAUCGAUCCUCUCAGCCGUCGGCCGGUGGAUUGGAUGGUGCCGCGAGGAUUAUCCCUCGGCGGGACGACGACACGGGAGCCGGAGCCGGAGCAGCUACGCUUUUACGACUCUCCGCCGCCACGGAUGGACGCGAGCGUGUGCUGUCUGCCCGCCGGUGCCGCGGCCACCACGGGGGUUACGCAGCACCCUCAUCCGGCCUCUCUGCCCGGUUUACCGUCCGCCGUCGGCGUCCAGCCGCCGACGAUCCAGCCGUCCUACGUCGCCCAGUACGCCGCCGAUCAGAUAGUGCCCGAUCGGGCCCAGCCCGACGGGCCCCUCGCCACCGUGCUCGGAUGCAACGCGCAGGACAGCUGGCAGCAGAUCUCCUCGGCGACGUCCACCGGGAUCACCGGGAUCACCGGAGCCGUCACCGCCACCACCACCGCCUACAUCGACUACUCGUGGCUGCAGAUGCAGCAGACGUCGGAGCUGGACACUUUGCUGUGCAGGCAAGAUCUCGAUCGUCUGCAGAGGCUGGACGAGGAUGAAUCGGACGUGAGAGAUGCACGGGAGCCGUCCGUGCACAUGGAGGACUUCUUCGAGGUCGGCGGGCCUACGGCAGUGUGCCGACCACCGCAGGCCAGUUUCGUUUCAGCCAGGAGUCAGUCGGCGACUGCCGGCCAGGACGACGAUGUCUUCCUCAGGCCGCCGCUCUGGGAGGAUAUCACGUCGAGUAUUCAGAAGCUGGAUCCGGAGAACGCGGAUAUGCUGGGCUCGCAGUCUCACGUAAAGAUGGAGACUGACGACGUGACGCCGCCACCGGUUCUCUCCCCGGUGGAGAUCAAGACGGAACCGUUACCGCCACCGCCGACCUUACAUCUCCUCGAGGGACCGGCCGCGAACCCCUCGCAGAAUCCCUUUCCGAAUCCCUCUAGUGUUCAGCACGUCGUCCAUCAUCGGACGACGACGACGACAACGGCAACGACUGCACUCUUCAAGGGCUUCCCCAACAAUAAUAACAACAACAAUAAUAACAGCGGGACUGUUAACAGUAAUAACACGAGCGGGAAUAACGCUGGUAGCAAUAACGGUAGCGGCAACGGCGCCAGCAGCAACAACAACGGCAACAACAACGGCGGUGGUAGCAAUAGUGACUCGUCAACGAGCAGUCAUCAUCAGCCGAGCGGCAACGCGACAUCGCCGCUCUAUGGCUCGAUGACGAGGCUGAUGUAUAUUUCACCGCUGACGCCACCGAUCUCCGAUCCCGGCUCGCCCAUCGGUGCCGGUCCACCCAGGCGGACACCGCCACCCCCGUAUCCCCAGCCGGGCCCGAUCCUGAAUCCGGCCCAUAGGAUCCAGUCGCAGUCGAUGUCGGCCAAGUUCAACAGGCGGAAUAACCCGGAGUUGGAGAAGCGCCGGGUGCACCACUGCGAUUUCAUAGGUUGUACGAAAGUCUACACGAAGAGCUCGCACCUGAAGGCUCAUCAGCGGAUACACACGGGCGAGAAACCGUAUCAGUGUCAAUGGCCGGAAUGCGAGUGGCGAUUCGCCAGGAGCGACGAAUUGACGCGGCAUUACCGCAAGCACACCGGGGCUAAGCCCUUUAAAUGCGCGGUCUGCGAGCGCUCCUUCGCCAGGAGCGAUCAUCUCGCGCUGCACAUGAAGCGGCACCUCCCGAAGCAACACACCAAGUGAAGAGAGCGGGACAGUACAGGCGGAGAAAGAGAGAGAUAGAGAUUUCCUCUCUUUGCUUCCCGUUCGUUCUCGACUACCUGUGUUGGACGCGCGCUGCGUGGUUUUCGCCAUUCAGGCUUCGAGGCGCCGGAGCUUUCCGAAACUGUCAGUUGGAGAGUCCAGAUCGAGAGUCUGAAAAUGUGUAGAAAUUAUUAAGGAAACAAAAGAAGUGAGAACACGGUUUCACAGAUAUUAUCGUAAUUUGUAAACGGAGCGAUAUCUAUGACAUCGCAUUGCAGAUAACGUAUGAUGCAUUUACAUUGUUUUCACGCAGUUGUGUGUUUCUCCUCAUCUCGUCGAUCGAUUUCGGAAAUUUUACAAAUUCAUUAUUUAUUCCACAAAGGCAAUUCGACGUAUCCGGCAAUAUUUUAUUUGAGAAUAAAAAACACGCGCGACUUUUUCGACGGGGAAUUCCGGUUCCUUUCGAGUGAAAAGCGUUUGUAACAUUCUAAAGUCGGACAAGUGCCAACCAGCCGGAAUCUGAAGAAUGUUUGUCAAGAUACAUAAGAAACAUGAUGAUUGCACGUUUCGUACCACAGCGAUCGCAUUCUCCGACGUCGUGUGUUUGAUUCUUAAAUCAAGUAUUGCCAGACACGUCGGACAAUUAUCCAUUACCUUUGCGUUCACUGGCGAAGAAAAGAUUGUCGGUAUUGUUCAUUAUUUAUCGUUACGAAAUUGACUUUCGAAUCGCAAGCAACUUUGAGUAUCGUCGAUGCGGUCGAAUUCGCUGCAUGUAGUUUCGGAGUCGGCAUUGGGCCCCCGAUCAUCAUCAGUUCGCGGUAUACAUAUCAGCGGAGCAUCGAUCGAGCGCUCGAAGCGAGCCGUCUCGAUCCGAUCGCUUCGGUUACGCUCACUACCGUUCGGGUAGGCAGUCAUGACGAAAUACAUCCUCGGUGUGGGUGGCGAUCGCGAGGAAAUAUUUCGUCAUAGCGCUGUAUACUCACUCACGGACAAGUCCGAGUGAGGGAUAUUACAAUCGCCGUUCCUCGCGUAGCUAUAGCGUAACUUCACACCGAGCCGGGAUGGACCCGAGCCGUCGACUCGCGCCAGGAGCGGUGAAGCCAAUGCUCUUGGAAAGUAAAAGCGAAAACAUCCGUCUCAAAAGGCAGGUUCUGUUAGAUUAAUAAUCCCGCUGCAUUCGCAACUCGAAACGUUUACCUCGAAUCUAUCCACCGCGCUUCUAUAUCGAAAUAUUUGCAUUCGCGGACGAUAAGAAUUUGUUGAUCACCGCGAUUCUUUCUGCAAUUACAAAGACUUCGAAUCGGGAGCUCCGCUGUCGCCAUUGAUAUACACAUAUCUUUCGAAGCUGUAUUACGAGCUCGCGUCGUCUCGCGACGCUGCCGAGUGCCUCGCGAAAUAAUUUGCCAGAUUAAGCCAACGCUAUCUCGAAAUUAUCGCUAUCUGGCCGCGACUCGAGAUAUCCUGUUUGGCGUGUAAAUGAUCGUCCGCGCACAGUCGAGCUUAAGUCGAGGGAGCUUAAAUCGGCGUCUCGCGCCGCGCGUCGCUUCGAGACGUCGCUAACGCGAAAUUCGCCCCGAUAUUUACCGAACCUGCUCGAUAGCGGAAACAGAUAGAUAGAAGAGCGAGUAUCACGCUUCGCCGUUAUCACGUUCGUAUGUGAGAAACGACACGAUAUCGUGAUGCCUUAUGUACAAAUUCGCGUAGUCUUGAAGAGAUAAGGUGUCUUAUGGCGGUCGAUGUGCGCGUGCACGUGUGUGUAUGUGUGGGCGAGUGUUGCGUCCGUAUGCUAUAUGCGAGUAUGUAUUUAUAUGCGUAUUCUACACACGCGGUAGUCUAUGUAUGCGCUUGUGUAUACGUGUAAAAAAAAACCAGAAGAAAAAGCA